This is a messenger RNA of Anguilla rostrata (American eel), 2985 nucleotides long. RefSeq names its product 3-hydroxyacyl-CoA dehydratase 1 (gene hacd1). The transcript has 7 exons. Gene Ontology annotation, molecular function: 3-hydroxyacyl-CoA dehydratase activity. Gene Ontology annotation, cellular component: endoplasmic reticulum membrane. The record is from RefSeq and is a predicted model, not a curated record. Gene Ontology annotation, biological process: sphingolipid biosynthetic process; fatty acid elongation; very long-chain fatty acid biosynthetic process. Bases 110 to 838 code for a protein of 242 amino acids. Lineage: Eukaryota; Metazoa; Chordata; Actinopteri; Anguilliformes; Anguillidae.
GCGAGAGGGGAGUUGUUGGUUCAUGGAUGGAUGACCCUGCUGCUCCCAGUUUCAGCUGUCAGCUGCGCUCGCGCUCCGUUUCUGACUUUCCCACUCUGUCCCCGGUACCAUGGCGUCCAGCGAGGAGGACGGCUCGGUUGAGGAAAAGGAAAACAACAACAAGAAGAGAUCAAAAAGUGCCUUUGUUACUGCAUGGCUUACAUUUUAUAACAUUGCCAUGACGGCCGGGUGGCUGGUGUUGGCAAUAGCGAUGCUUCGGUUUUACUUACAGAGAGGGACACACAUAGGUCUGUACAGAAGUAUAUCAAGGACACUGAAGUUUUUCCAGACAGUUGCAUUAGUUGAGGUUAUCCACUGUGCAGUUGGAAUGGUGCGCACCUCUGUGAUCGUGACUGGGGUCCAAGUGUGUUCAAGAAUAUUCAUGGUUUGGUUUGUUACUAACAGCAUUAAGCAGAUCCAGAAUGAAGAAAGCGUUGUCCUUUUCCUGGUCGUGUGGACGGUGACAGAGAUAACCAGAUAUUCCUUCUAUACAUUCAAUCUCCUCAAGCACCUGCCAUAUUUCAUCAAAUGGGCCAGGUACAACAUGUUUAUUGUCAUGUACCCCCUUGGAGUGGCUGGUGAACUCAUGACCAUUUACACGGCGCUACCGUACGUUCGCAGGUCCGGAAUGUUCUCAAUGAGGCUCCCCAACAAAUAUAACGUCUCUUUUGACUACUACAUUUUCCUCAUCAUUGUCAUGCUCUCUUACAUCCCACUGUUUCCACAGUUAUAUUUCCAUAUGCUUCGUCAAAGGAGAAAGGUGCUUCACGGGGAAGUGAUAGUUGAGAAGGACGAGUAGAACGACCACAUAGCCUGCCUGUCUGGCUUUCCCUCAAACGGAAAGACUGUGCAGCCAACCACCCACCCGCCCACCUGCCCAGCCUUCGCCAAGCAUACUCUCUCACAGAGAUAUACAGGUACUCUCACAGACCAGGAAUUAAGAGCUACGUGUGAAACACUUUGGGGUCUUUUACUGCUGCAGAACACCCAGGGUGCUCGAAAUGGUCAGACUUAAUGCCCACAUACUGUUUAUUGGUAUAAGAAAGAAAUAAAUAAUUGUAACAUUACAUCUUGCUGUACUUUAUUUUUUAACAGGAAAUGUUACGUGCUUGUGGCGCAUUAAGCUUUUGUAUUCACAAUGUUACAAGAAUUUUAAAAAAAUGUAAAAGUUGUUGUAUUAAAGUCUAACAGCAUUCUAUACAGACCACCCAUUGUGCACAGACUAUUUUGCAUUUACGAUCAAACAAAAUUUAAAAUAUUCAAACUGCACGUAUACUGAUAAAAAUGUUUCAUUGGAUAAACUUAAAAUUUUACUUAAAUUUGUUACACCUAUAUUUUCUAGGUUUUCUCAAUUGAAAAUAUUUAGGCUCAUUCAAAUGGAUCUAAAAAUUUUCAAUUGAGUGAACUUGAGUAAAAAAUGUCAGUGUUACAAACUGAAGUAAAAAAAUGUGGUUUCUUCAAUAUCAUUUUUUUUCAGUGUAUCAUAUCCAGUAAUGCCAAACUUCAGUAAAAUGUUAGUUAUAUGUACUGUACCUGCGUUUUGCAAAUGUAAUGUUAAGCAGUCAGUUUCAUGAGUUUAGAACAUGCAAUAUAUAAUCUAGGGAAAAAAACAAAAAAAAAAUUAGAUAGCCAUCUGUAAAUUACACCAUUUUAUUGUGCAAUAGUUGAAAUUAGAUCUACAUCAGUAACGAUUGUAUGCCAGUGAUACAUUGACAAGAAAUGCUUAAGUACAGGUAGAUUCUGACAUUUACUACAUAAAUGAUGCAGCUUUUGGUUUCUAUUUUUUCCCCUUUCUGGUGUUCUUCUUUUUGAACUUCUCUUAUUUAAAAUGUUUACUGAACACUGUCAAACAAACUUAAAAAAAACAGCUCUUCUGGCACCUGUAGAAACAAGUAUGAUCUUUUAAAAUCCAUCUUCAACACACUAACUACUGGCAUACAGGCUUUUCUGUUUGUGACAUGUGUAUGGCAUCAUUCACCUUGAUGUUACUAUUUUUAUUUUCAAUGUAUCUGUAAUUACACAAUGGAUAACACACAAAGCAAUUUACCUGCUAUCAGAAACUCGGUACAACAUUUCAUAACAUUGAAUGAUAUGACACAAUGAGUAUCUUAUCAGAAAUUGUAAUGAAACUUUCUUUGCGGACAAAAAUGCAAGCUAACCGAAAGAGUCAAUCUGGUCUGAUUUAAGAAGAAGUAGGUUUCAUGAAUGCUUUCCAAUUAAAUCCCAGUGCUUCCUUUAAAAAGGCUUACAGUUAAAGUGGCAUAGUUUUGACAUUCAUUAGAAAAUUACACACCUUUUCAUAUUCAGGUCUUUCUAUCUGCAGCUUAUCUCAAAAAUGCUAAUAGUAGUGCAAUUAGAAGUAGCAGCAGAUGCAGAUUAUUAUUUUAUAACCAGGCGGAGGUCUUUAUUAAUUCUAUCCAAGUCACAAUAAUUAUAAUGUAUGUAAAUGCACAAAACUGAAUUCUGACAAACUGAAAAAUUCAGUGCUAUUCAGCCACACAAAUAUGUAGUUUCUUUUUGUAUACGUCUUUCUGAAUCCUUGGAUUAAUUUGGUAACUGAGUGGGAUACAUCAGUGUCAAAUGAGAAAAAAAAUACUUUAUUGAAAACUGUCCUUUGUAUUUGCAUAUUAUGUCACAGCCAUUUCAGCCCAGAAUCUGAUACUGUAACAUACAACCUUUUGUUUGUUCCCUCUACUCUAGAAAAGGUGCUACUGUGAAAUAAUUUCAGUCUUCUCUGUAGCUGAAUAACAGAACGACAUGUGGAUGAGAGAUUGUUUAAUGGCAUGUAAAAUGAGAGGUGAAAAACUGUGAAGACGUUCAUUUCAAAUGUUAAUUUUAGGCACUCACACUGUUUCAUGAUCCUACCAUGCAUUAAGUGAAUCAAAUAGUGUGAUUUGAAUUGGGGCUGGGGAAUGAAGAAUGAAUAAAAAUCAGAUACAAAACAAA